This is a messenger RNA of Gastrolobium bilobum, 1184 nucleotides long. Its product is annotated as transcription initiation factor TFIID subunit 7-like. The transcript is spliced from 5 exons. Gene Ontology annotation, biological process: transcription initiation at RNA polymerase II promoter; RNA polymerase II preinitiation complex assembly. NCBI's taxonomy places the organism in Eukaryota, Viridiplantae, Streptophyta, Magnoliopsida, Fabales, Fabaceae. Gene Ontology annotation, molecular function: RNA polymerase II general transcription initiation factor activity. Gene Ontology annotation, cellular component: transcription factor TFIID complex. The record is from RefSeq and is a predicted model, not a curated record. Bases 185 to 793 code for a protein of 202 amino acids.
AUGACAGUGGAGAGUGAGUGGGCCCGUAAAAUAAUUGAUUGGUAAAUGGUAACCUUAUGAAUAGGAAUCGGAAUCGGAAGCAAAGCUUUAUAUGAUAUAUCAUGCGGACGACGACGACGACCAAUAAUCCUUCUAACCUUAAAUUUGGCGUCACGGCUCCGCUCCGCUGUUAUUGAGUUAAGUUAUGGAGGAGCAAUUCUUGCUUAGAGUUCCACCUAGUGUCGCUGAGCGGAUAGAGCGUCUUCUGAAUGAAAACAAUCCUUCUUCUUCUUCAUCUGAAGACAAGUCAUUAGAUUUGUCAUUUAGUGAGGAUGGAAGAAGUGGUACAUUUGUGAUUGGGAAUGAUCACUUGUCAGCUUCUCUAUUGGACCUUCCUUGUGUCGUUGAGUCCUGUAAGACUUAUGAUGAUAGCUCUUUGGUUAAGACUGCUGAUAUUGGUCAGAUGGUUAUGGUGAGGGAAUCCGGUGAUGCCGCUCCGGAUGUAAUUGAGUACAGACAUGGCCUCACCCCUCCCAUGAGAGAUGCCCGCAAGCGUAGAUUUCGCAGAGAGCCUGAUCUCAAUCCUGAACUUGUUUCCCGGGUUGAGAAAGAUCUUCUCAAAAUCAUGGCUGGAGGAACAGCUGACAAUGUGGAAGCAGCUGAGCCAGAAGAAGGGGAUGAGAAUGCUCGAGGUGCUAAUAAAAAACCUGCACCUACACCUACACCUGUACCAAAACAUAAUAUUCCGGACACUCCUACAAAUGCAGGGGAGCCAGACAGGACCGACUCUGACGAAUCUGAUGACUCUGUUUGAUCGAAAUCAGCUACUAAAGAAUCUUACAAUGAUGAAAUGCACUGUAUAAUAACUUUUUGCUGUUAAAUCUGGCUCUCAUCGACCAUCUUAAAAUCGGCUAAAGUGGAUUUGCUAUCCCACAUUGUGCAUUUCACUUGCCGAAUGAUUUGUUGUAUUUUACGCCGUGUUUAAUCGUUUAGCAACCUUUAAGGUCCUAAUUUCCCCUGCAUAUAUGUGAAUAAGGGGAAGCAGGUGUUUAUUUGAAGCAAUUUUGUUUUUAAUGUUUCCUCAUCCAGUCAUGGAGGGUGUGACCCGUUAUGCCGCUUGGUUAGUGACCACUGACCAAGUGUUAACAUUUAUCCCUCAAGCUUAGUUUUAUGGACCUAGUGUCAAUUUUGAUACAGAUCAAACA